Molecule: messenger RNA, 1275 nt
Organism: Chanos chanos (milkfish)
Lineage: Eukaryota; Metazoa; Chordata; Actinopteri; Gonorynchiformes; Chanidae
Product: histone-binding protein RBBP4-like
Exons: 12
Coding region: 1-1275 (424 amino acids)
Molecular function (GO): protein binding
Source: RefSeq, a predicted model, not a curated record
AUGGCUGACAAAGAAGCAACGUUCGAUGAUGCAGUGGAGGAGAGAGUGAUUAAUGAAGAAUAUAAGAUCUGGAAGAAAAACACUCCCUUCCUGUAUGACCUGGUGAUGACCCACGCGCUGGAGUGGCCUAGCCUUACUGCCCAGUGGCUACCUGACGUGACUAGACCAGAGGGAAAGGAUUUCAGCGUGCACAGACUGGUGCUAGGCACACACACCUCAGAUGAGCAGAACCAUCUAGUCAUCGCUAGCGUGCAGCUCCCAAAUGAUGACGCCCAGUUUGAUGCCUCACACUAUGACAGCGAGAAAGGAGAGUUUGGUGGCUUCGGCUCUGUCAGUGGGAAGAUUGAGAUUGAGAUUAAGAUUAAUCAUGAGGGAGAGGUGAACAGAGCACGCUACAUGCCCCAGAACCCUUGCCUAAUUGCCACAAAAACCCCCACAAGUGAUGUGCUUGUCUUCGACUACACCAAACACCCAUCCAAACCAGAUCCUUCUGGAGAGUGUACUCCAGACCUGCGACUGAAAGGCCAUCAGAAGGAGGGCUAUGGUCUGAGCUGGAACGCUAAUCUCAGCGGCUGUCUGCUCAGCGCUUCUGAUGACCAUACUAUAUGUCUGUGGGAUAUAAGUGCAGUUCCAAAGGAAGGGAAGAUGGUGGACGCCAAGACCAUCUUUACCGGACACACAGCGGUGGUGGAAGACGUGUCCUGGCACCUGCUGCAUGAGUCGCUCUUUGGCUCCGUCGCUGAUGACCAGAAACUCAUGAUCUGGGACACACGGUCCAAUAAUACAUCGAAGCCCAGUCACGUGGUCGACGCCCAUACUGCGGAGGUCAACUGUCUGUCCUUUAACCCUUACAGCGAGUUCAUCCUGGCCACUGGCUCAGCUGACAAGACAGUUGCUCUGUGGGAUCUAAGGAAUCUGAGACUGAAGCUUCACUCCUUUGAGUCUCACAAAGAUGAAAUCUUCCAGGUCCAGUGGUCUCCUCAUAAUGAAACCAUUCUGGCCUCUAGUGGUACUGACAGACGUCUCAACGUCUGGGAUCUCAGUAAAAUUGGUGAGGAGCAGUCUCCUGAGGAUGCUGAGGAUGGACCUCCAGAACUUCUGUUCAUUCACGGCGGGCACACAGCCAAGAUCUCGGAUUUCUCCUGGAACCCCAACGAGCCGUGGGUCAUAUGCUCAGUGUCUGAAGACAACAUUAUGCAAGUGUGGCAAAUGGCUGAAAACAUAUAUAAUGAUGAAGAGCCUGAGGGAGCCGGGGAUGCUGAGGUCCAAGGAUAA